Messenger RNA from Knipowitschia caucasica, 1689 nucleotides. Lineage: Eukaryota; Metazoa; Chordata; Actinopteri; Gobiiformes; Gobiidae. The record is from the annotation of a GenBank genome assembly.
AUGACCGCGCCAUGCAGAGUCCAGCUGACCCCCCUGAGUGACUGCCCCCCGGGGCUUCUCUCCCCCCACACCCCCGCGCCAGCCCCGGUGCUUCCAUCCGACCUCAAGUCCGGGACCAGACGCUUUGACCUCCCGCUGUUCGAACCGGACGACAGGCUCUGCCCCGAGUUCAGCUACGCCCAACUCAUGGACGCUCAGGACUGUUGGAGGAAUGUAGAGGAAGAGAAGCCCAGACACCAGGACCGCCCCGAAGACCUGAUCGAUAUGGGAGACGGAUACGACGAAGACGACUCAUUUAUCGACAACUCUGAAGCUUAUGAUGAGUUUGUGCCUGCUGACAUCACCACCACACUCGGGGGCUUCUAUGUCAACUCUGGGCUCUUGCACUUCAUAUGGGGAACUGAGGAAGAGGGGUACCUGGAGCCUCAACCUGGAGAGGGGCCCCCUGCGGAAAAUACAAAGGAUGUGUCUAAGAGGCAGAAACGGAAAGUGGAGAAAUUGCUAAAGCAACGCACCGAAGACUACUCUGUGCCUUGCGCAAAAUCGAGCCUGGUUCCUGAUGUUUGCGAAAAGGUGAAGAAGGUGAAGAAGCCCAUCCUGAGUAUGGCCAGUGCAGUGAGACGUUGUGAGCAGGAGCGAGACAGGCAGUGUGCUCAGGCAUUGGCCUCAGCCAGGGGCCUCCACGCGACAAUGGGGCCUGCAGACGCUGGUGGGGGAGGUUGCCCAACCUUCACAGAGCCCUUCCUCACACUGGCCCCGGAGCUAGACAUUGUGCUGCUAAAUGAAGACGGCACCUCCUCUGAGACCCCAGUCUCUCUACAUAAAGCUGAGGGCCCCGGGACACACACUGAAGCCUUCCCUCCUGAACUACAGGACAGCAUUCACUCCCUCAUGAUGGCUUCCAAGACUUCAGAGGGAGAGUCCAAAGGAAAGUUCUACACCCCAGAGAUCAACCAACUCCUGCUGCAAAUCGACGCUCAGUGCCGGCAGCAUGGAGGCUCUCUGCGCACCAGGGUCUACUCACACCUCUGCUCCUUCCUGCCCUGCAACAAGGACACGCUGCUGCGACGGGUUGGCCGGCUCAGGCAGUCGCGUACCGAGGAGACCAGCGUGGAGCAGCUCAUGAAGACUCUGGAGAGUGCUAUCCAUAAGAGCAUGCCUGAGCAGAUUCUCCGCUGGAAAGAGCUCCAUAAAGCUCACGAAGAAUGCAGGCAACGCACACAGCCCACAGAGGAAGAGGUGGAAGGAGAGAACAAAGCCCCUGGGCCCAAGAAGCACUUCAGAUGGAACCAGGAGACCAGGGAGUGUGUGAGGAGGCUGCUGAGGCUGAGGCUGGAGCAGCUCCAGAGUCACACUAGGGACCAGGACCAGAGUAAGACCACAGACCAGGAGCUGCACCUGCGCACUGUGCUGGACGAGGAGCUGAAGCCGCUCUGGCCCAAAGGAUGGAUGUCCUCCAGGGCCCUGCUGAAGGAGAGCCACAAACUCCUGACUCCUCCACUGAUGCCGGUGAAAGCUCUCCCUGACCCUGCCUCCCUGCAGCCCCCCUCUGAGCUGCUGGCUGCAGCUCUGGCCCGGUUCCAACAGGGCGGCAAUCACAGGUGGAGACCAAGUCAACUGGUGGGGUCCCCGCCGCUACCCCCUCCGCCCCAGUGCAGCCCUGCAAACUUGCCCCUUAGUCCAGAGUGA